GGAUUGUUGUUGUUUGCACCGUGCUGGAGGAUCAAGGAUUUCGUUCGCGCCAUGGCUCUCGAUGUAGAUCCUACGUUCAAACACGCCUUAAAGUUGCUUCACUCGGCCAAUUCGGAGUCCUCGGAAAAGAUACGCAACCUGCUGGAUGAGCUUAUCAAACAGCGGUUCGGCAGCAGCAAAACGUUGAUAAACACGCUCAGCAAAAAGCACCUAGCUGAGGAACCGCUAGCCGCGGGAAGUAACUUGUACGUACGGAAGCAGAAAGUGGUCGAACCGAAACCAGUGCCCGUGAUCGAUCUUGACUCGGAUCCGGAAGGCGGAAGCGGAACCAUCGAAUGUCUCGUGAACGCACCAGAGGCUCUCACGAUGCCUCCCGUUUCGUCCGGCCCGAUCGUGAUUUCCACCUCCGACCUGGAGGGUGAAGAUGACGACGAUGUGGUCAUGGAAGAGGACAAGCUGAAGGAACUGGAAGAUCUGAUGUGUGUCGAAUGCCGCCGGAUGGACGUGAGUGCGAGGAAUCGGCUGGUGGAGUGUGCCGAUUGUCAUGCACUCUAUCACCAGGAGUGCCACAAACCGAACAUUUCCGAGGCAGAUGCUAACGAUGAAGAAAACGCCUGGUACUGUACGCUGUGCCGUACUAAGUCUACAAUCAGCAAACCAACAGCUUCACCCUUAGUACUACCUCUUCCGGUCGCAACAUCUCCCACAACUGUAGUCACCUCUUCGGGCACUAAAUCAUCUUCAUCGUCUUCAUCGUCGCAUUCAAAGAGCAGUGGUAGCGGUAGCCACAGCAGCAGCAGCAGCAGCAGCAACAGUAAGCAGGCCGAGUCCAGCUCGGGGAGUAAACACAAGUCGUCCAGCUCGAAGAGUAGCAGCAGCUCAAGUAAAUCGUCCGAUUCUUCGCACGAACGCGACAGGGAACGUGAUCGCGAUCGUGGUGAGCGAGACCGUGAUCGCGACCGUGACCGCGACCGUGAACGCGACGAACGGGAAAAGGAUCGAGACCGGAGGGAGCGGGAUAAGGAUCGGGAGAAAACUUCGAAAUCGUCCUCCAGCAGUGGUACGUCGUCGGCUAGUAGUGCAGCUAGCGCCUUAGCCGGAGCAAAUGCUGUCGGCACACCGAGUAUCAACAUUAUCAGUGCAGACAAGCGCAUUCAAAUGAUGAAGAAAAAGGCAGCCAAGAUGCACGAUAGCAAACGGAAACAUAAGUAGUUGGAAUUACUUCGAAACAUGAAGAAAAUAAAAGAAU
This is a messenger RNA of Anopheles darlingi, 1249 nucleotides long. RefSeq names its product integrator complex subunit 12-like. Gene Ontology annotation, cellular component: integrator complex. Gene Ontology annotation, biological process: snRNA 3'-end processing. The transcript has a single exon. The record is from RefSeq and is a predicted model, not a curated record. NCBI's taxonomy places the organism in Eukaryota, Metazoa, Arthropoda, Insecta, Diptera, Culicidae. Bases 52 to 1212 code for a protein of 386 amino acids.